AUGCACGUGUCGCAGUCGGGCCAGACCGCGUGCCGCAAGUGCGCCAUGCCGGAGAUGUGGGACGAGGUAGAGGGUAGCGACGACUACGACAGGUGCAUGACUUGUCCGCUCUGGCAGCACAGCCUCGAAGACGGCCCCCUGACCACCGUGUGCACGAGCUGCUUCGCUUCCGCGGACGUCAUGCUGUCCAUGAGCAACUGCGGGGUCAUGACCAUGUUGAUAAUCACUGCAUUCUUGUGUUCUGUGAGUGGCAUGCUAUACUUGGUCAGGGAGCUUAAGUUGCUAUUCAAGGAGACAUCCUCGAGACAGUUCGUGGAUGCCCAGCAGAAGCUGCUCGAGAACCCCGAAGAGGAUCCAGAGAUCGCGGACCCUCAAGAAGCUGCUCGAGAAGCUACCCGAGAAGUUUCUCAGGAAGAUCGUCGAGAAGUUUCUCGAGAAGGUACUCGGCCUGAGGUCGCGGACCCUCCAGUAAAUCCAGAGGGGGCCUGCUAG
Prorocentrum cordatum is the source of this 492-nucleotide messenger RNA. NCBI's taxonomy places the organism in Eukaryota, Dinophyceae, Prorocentrales, Prorocentraceae. The record is from the annotation of a GenBank genome assembly.